AUCAAGUUGCUUGGAGAAGAAGUCCACAAAGCAAUAUGUCUGUCACAACAUCGGCCCUUCUGUUCGGGAUGUGCUUGGCUCAGAUAGCCACCGCCCUGUGGCCCGUGUUUCCGACAAAUGGCGAAAAUUCCCGAGACACUACAACAAACCCUCGGGAGCCGGAUUCAAACUUCCAGACGGCGGGAACAACCGAAGUGUGUUCGUGUUUGGAGGAAAUUUCACAUCUCGAAAAACAACUAAGACUUACUCAUGGAAGACUUGAGAGUUUUCAGCACAGAAUGGACGAGCUGUCGGCGGAGUUAUACAACAUGCAGAACGGAAUGAGGGCGUUGAGGAACGGACUUCGACCAGCUCUUGGACAAUCACAGGACAUUUCUUUCUCGGCCCGCGUUGGCACCAACAGACCAUAUCUCAAGGACGUCGACACUGUAAUCUUCGACGACAUCAUCAUCAACAAUGCUGGUGCAUACGACCCCUACACCGGCAAGUUCACAUCACCUGCCAUCGGUGUCUACCAUUUCAGCGCCACCAUCCUCAGUGGCUACAACACCACCAUUGAAACAAUGUUUGUGGUCAACGGGGCAGAAAUGGGACGGUUGUAUUCGGGUUCCUUCAACAACAGAGGUUCAGGAACAAACUCUAUUCUUGUGAACUUGAAACAAGGCGAUGAGGUUUCAAUCAAUUUGUUCUACGGCAACGGGGAUUAUGUUCACGGACAAUGGAGCACAUUCUCUGGAUAUGCCGUGUCACUGUUUGGAUAGGUGGUGUGAGAUUGCGGAAGCUCUUGUUUAAAAAUUGACUGAAAAUGGCGUGAAGUGGAACGUUUCCUUGCCAAACAUUUUCAUUGCUAUCUGUAUCAUCUCGUCACACAAACGCAUCUUUUUGUCAGAUUCGUGUCAUCCAACAAAUGUUGAUUGAUUCAUCAUACACUCUUCCGUCGAUGAAUCAUACACAGUACUUACUUGCAUGUAGAGUCGAUUGGGGUACGACCUGUGAUGAACAGUUACCUCAUCAUAUCAUACUCAUAAUCAUAACCUGUACUAUAGAUUAUUAUAUGCUGAAUACAAAUCAUCAAUAAAAUAUGUAACCUAA
This is a messenger RNA of Haliotis rufescens (red abalone), 1092 nucleotides long. RefSeq names its product complement C1q-like protein 4. Lineage: Eukaryota; Metazoa; Mollusca; Gastropoda; Lepetellida; Haliotidae. The record is from RefSeq and is a predicted model, not a curated record. Gene Ontology annotation, molecular function: protein binding. The transcript has 2 exons. Bases 36 to 761 code for a protein of 241 amino acids.